AUGGGAGCUCCAGAAUUUCAUCCUUCUCCAGCACACAGUCCUUCCCUUUCUACAGGCAGCUGGUCCUCCAUCGCUAGAAAAAACUCUCCAUGUACCGAACUUCCAUCCUGGCGACCCGAAAGCUCCCGCUGCGAAUGCGGUCUUACUGUUCAACCCCCAACGCCCGAAUUCAAGCCCUUGAUGACACCCGCCGAGUUGGUGAGCUCGGAAGAGUUCAUCCGAUCCGUCCUCUACUACGCGCAUCAGUUGGAAUCGUUCCAACGCGCCCACUCGAACUUCGAGGAGCUGAAAGAAUACUGGACGCCCGAGGUCUUCGGCAAAAUGGUCAAGAUCAUCGAUUUGGCCGGAUGCACCAAGCUGGACAAUGCACUUCGCGAUUUCCACCAAUCUAUUCGAAACAAUGGCCUCUGGAAGAACUGGAUUGAAGAGGUCGAGGAUUACCCACGAUUCGAGGAGCUUUUGUUGAACGAACUCGCCCAGGUCUUGGAAAACCUUUCGCCGAAGUACCUCAAGGACAUCAAAAUCGAGCACUUGUUGAAGAUCUUCGAUCCCAACUCGGGUGACCGCGCCAGCUGCAUCCAGGGAAAGAAACGGAAGCUCAAGCGACAAGUGCAGAAGUGGAUCGAAACGCAGCCCGACGAGGUCUUGGACGAGCACUGGGAGCAAGUCACCGCCCUCAAGUGGAAGCUGAUGCAAGUUAUCGACAUCAAGGACAAGGAGAUGGAGGAGCGCAACCGAUUCAAGAGCCAGAGCCGGGACUGGCGCCGCAAGACCUCGCCACCACCCGGAAGCCGAGGCUUCUCCCCGUGGAUUCAGCAGCGUCGGCUGGCCCGCUAUCAAGGACGCCUUCGACACCUGUGGCGGAAUGGACAAAGGCAGCUUCAGGGGCGCCUAAGAAGGGAGUGA
Messenger RNA from Oikopleura dioica, 906 nucleotides. Lineage: Eukaryota; Metazoa; Chordata; Appendicularia; Copelata; Oikopleuridae. The record is from the annotation of a GenBank genome assembly.